Molecule: messenger RNA, 682 nt
Organism: Acipenser ruthenus (sterlet)
Lineage: Eukaryota; Metazoa; Chordata; Actinopteri; Acipenseriformes; Acipenseridae
Gene: mgst2
Product: microsomal glutathione S-transferase 2
Exons: 5
Coding region: 81-521 (146 amino acids)
Biological process (GO): leukotriene biosynthetic process
Cellular component (GO): membrane; endoplasmic reticulum; nuclear envelope
Molecular function (GO): glutathione transferase activity; glutathione peroxidase activity; enzyme activator activity
Source: RefSeq, a predicted model, not a curated record
AACCUUAAGUUUUAGAUAGAUAACUACUGUACAAGCAGCACAUCUGAGUGUUGAACCGAAUAUCGUGUACAUAGGGAGCCAUGGCCGCGCUACCAGCCCUGCUUGCUGCCGUUUCACUUCUCUCUGCCCUCCAACUUGGUUUCUUUGCCAGAAGGGUUGGCAUGUCUAGGAUGAAGCACAGUGUUAUGCCCCCAGCAACCAACGGGCCCCCAGAGUUUGAAAGAACCUUUCGAGCACAUCAGAACUGUCUGGAGUUUUAUCCCCUUUUCCAGGUUGUGUUAUGGACAGCUGGAGUGUUCUUCAAUGAAGCGAUUGCUGUGGUUUUUGGUCUUGCAUACCUCUUUGGUCGACACAUGUAUUUUUUUGGCUAUCAAAGAGCAACAAAAGAAAGGCUCCCAGGGUUUUACCUGUGUGUAGUCCUCUUACUCACACUGACAGGAUUGGGUGCGGCAGGAAUUCUGAACGGGAUCCUCGAUGAAUAUUUCGACAUCGACUUGCCAAAAAAGAUCUUCAGAUGGUAGUGGCACUGCAGUUGGAAUUUCUCCUGUGCAGGCUUAGAUUAUCAUUGUUAAACAGUUUUUUUUUUUUUUGAGGAAAUGUUUUAUUUUAUAGAAAAAAUAACUACAAAGCUUCUGAUGUUGUCUUAUUUGUUAGAAGCAUGAUAAAAUACAACUCAAAUUUA